UCGGCUAUCGCAAGAAAUUGGGAACAAUUUUAUUAAAAAUAAUCAGCGGAUUGCGGACGACAAAGCAAAGGGAACACGGGAAAUAUAAACCGCUGACGUGGCCGUUUAUGAUUUGUUUCAUCAUUGAGCUAAAUUCUCGCAAGUAUGCUGACUACGUUAUACGUGGUGUUGGCUAUAACAGCCGUAUUCGCUGGAGUUCCAACUCCAGAGGAAACUAAGCGGAUGAUGGAGCAUCUUUCUGGAGCAGAGCACUAUAAAAAUGAGGAACACAAUAACCAGUUUGACCACGAUGCGUUUCUUGGCGAGGAUCAAGCCAAGACUUUUGAUCAGUUGCCACCUGAAGAAAGCAAGAGGAGACUAGGGUUAAUAGUCGACAAGAUUGAUGCUGAUAAAGACGGUUACAUUAGCAUGGUGGAGUUGAAGGAUUGGAUAAGGUACACGCAGACGAGGUAUAUACUGGAGGACGUCGAGCGCCACUGGAAGCAGCACAAUCGCACAACCAUUGAUGAUGAUCAGGAGGUCAUCACGUGGGAUAGUUACAGACAAGAGGUGUACGGUUUUAUGGAUGACAUGAAUCCCAACGAGAUGUCUACAGAAGGUGUUACAUACAGUAACUUACGCAAGAGAGACAGAAGGCGCUGGGCGUAUGCCGAUGUUGACAAGAACGACGCUCUGAACCGCACGGAGUUCGCGUGGUUCCUGCACCCUGAGGACCACGACAGCAUGAGGGAUGUGGUUGUUCUGGAGACGUUAGAGGACAUCGAUGUUGACAAGGACGGCAAGUUGUCCCUGGAGGAGUACAUCGGGGACAUGUAUCGGCCCGAGGACGGGGAGAGCCCCGGGGACGAGCCCGACUGGGUCAAGCAGGAGAGGGAGCAGUUCGCCGGAUACAGGGACACGAACAAGGACGGCUUUAUGGACGUAGAGGAAGUCCGCAACUGGAUUGUGCCGCCCGAGUUCGACCACGCGGAGGCCGAGGCUCGACAUCUCGUCUUCGAGGCGGACACCGACGCCGACGAGAAGCUGACGAAAGACGAGAUACUCGGCAAAUACGACCUCUUCGUCGGCUCGCAGGCGACGGACUUCGGCGAGGCGCUAGUGAGACACGACGAGUUUUAGACGAGGGGACGGAGUCCGAUGUUCGUAGCACGCGACUGCGACAAAAAAUCAAAUGUCAUUUUAUGAAAUAGGCUAAGCAUUUUCUGCCGACUGAGAGAGAUGGUCGCUGCUCAGUAGUGGCGCAUAGCAAAAUAAAACCUAUAGCCUAGUUCAUAAAGUGGCAUUUUAUUUGAAUUUUUGUUGGUCACCGUUGCGUGUUGCGCGGGGAUCGGAAAACCACCUUAAGGGUCAAUUCAGACCGCAACGUGACGAGUAGAUGCAUUUGACAGACU
Molecule: messenger RNA, 1391 nt
Organism: Aricia agestis (brown argus)
Lineage: Eukaryota; Metazoa; Arthropoda; Insecta; Lepidoptera; Lycaenidae
Gene: scf
Product: calumenin-B
Exons: 7
Coding region: 145-1119 (324 amino acids)
Cellular component (GO): endoplasmic reticulum
Molecular function (GO): calcium ion binding
Source: RefSeq, a predicted model, not a curated record